Opisthorchis viverrini is the source of this 243-nucleotide messenger RNA. RefSeq lists its product as hypothetical. The record is from RefSeq and is a predicted model, not a curated record. The transcript is spliced from 2 exons. NCBI's taxonomy places the organism in Eukaryota, Metazoa, Platyhelminthes, Trematoda, Opisthorchiida, Opisthorchiidae. The coding region runs from base 1 to 243 and encodes 80 amino acids.
AUGAGGAGAAAAUCAACUGUAUGUAUUGCUCGGCAAAUGGUUUUUCGUCACUGUAACACAUUUGUCGUUAAGAAGAAGGCUUUGCCGAAAUUAAACACUGCCAAUAACUUCCGCCCUUUUAUGCUUAAUAUAUCUCUCAACGGUCGACCGUCAUCUGCUGAUGAACCUGCGCACCACCCACGACAACAAAAGUUCAUUCACGAAUAUUUGCAGGAACACUUUAUUGAGCUUGAUUUAACCUAA